AUGGUCGCUCUCUGGAUUCUAUAUUUGUCUUUGCAUUUAUUUUGCAUCGUCAACGCAUCAAGUCUACCAGAUAAUUCUCCUUACAAAUCUGCAGACCAAAUUAUAUGGGCUGAAAUAUCUUCAAACACUACGUUCUGCUGCAACUUAACAUUCAAAGAAUCAGAAGCACUGCAGUUGAGAGUGAAUGACCAACGAAUUUCUUCCUCAGUUAAAAGACCUGGCGAAGAUAUCAAAAGAUAUAUUUCUCCGUCAGCCAAAGCCUGGAACAUAAACGAAGCAGUCAAAAAUGAUAUCUGCCUGACAAAAAUCAAUAAUAAUCCUGACGAAAUAGAAAAUCCUCCCCAAAUUAUUUGUGAAAAAUCUGCAGAUUAUGGUCUGGGAGAAACCUUGGAAAAAAAGUCCAUUACUUUAAAGUUUUACGAACAAGCCAAAAUCGUUAAAUUUCCAAAAAGUCUUAAAUUUAGAGAAGGAUCAAAUCAAGUAACUGAAUGCAGUGCUACUGGAUUUCCUGACUUAUAUGUCGUCUGGCGCUUGAAGAAUGGUUCAAUCUUGAAACACUCUCAUCAACUUAAAUCAUCCAUUAGUAAAAACAAUACACGAUUAAUUAAUCUUCCAUUGGAAUUGUCAAACAUUCGUUCGGAUCAACAUGGUGAUGUAUAUGUUUGUGAAGCGGGCAUAAAUUCUGCAGUUAAUCAAAAGCCAGUUAUUGAAGAAUUGAUGCUUGAAGUCAAUUUAUAUCCGAAAAUUCAUAUGUCCGACAGUGUAAUCUACACAGAUAUUGGUGUUGAAGAAAGAUUCAAUAUUCUGGUAACAGGUUAUCCAACUCCUACAUUGACCUGCAAUGAUCUACCAGUUGGUGAUGCACACAUGUUAUCCAAUAAACCUCAGGGCGGAACAUGGGCAUAUCGUGUUGUAUUAAAUCAGAUUACAUCACAACAUUUACAUGAGUAUAUGUGCAAAGCAAAUAACAGUUUAGGCAGUGUAAAUCAAAAGUUAGAAGUGACUGUUGCUCCAGCACCUCCGAAAAUUUUAUCCUCGAAUUCAACAGAAUUUGCUGAUUACUAUCUAUUGCAUUGGACAACAAAUUCCCGUGCACCAUUAAAGAAUGUCACUGUUACUAUAAGUGAAAUAUCAGCGAAUACAGAAUCUAGUGCUGGUAGUUCGAUAGUUCCACGUUCUCCAGUACUUCAUGAACGUGUAUUUAAUUUGGAAGAUGAUAAAAUUGAUACAACUUCUACAGUGAUUCAACAUAUACAAUCGAAUUCGACUAAUUUAAAACAAAUUUGGCAUCAUUUACCAAAUCUUAGUUCAGAUACACGUCAUGAUAUUAGCUUAAGUGUUUGCAAUACUUAUGCAUGUUCAAAAUCAUCAGCAUUAAACAGUCGAUUUGGUAGUUCCUCAAGUAGAUUUACAUUUAAAACACCUGAAUUUGAUGGUUCAAAUAAAAUUAAUCCAUCUCUAUUACAACGAAGUCCAAAAGAUCUUCUAUCAUUGGAUGGUGAUGAAAUUAGUAAGUCUAUUACAAAUUCUACUUGUUUACGUUUAUCUCAAUGA
Messenger RNA from Schistosoma curassoni, 1554 nucleotides. NCBI's taxonomy places the organism in Eukaryota, Metazoa, Platyhelminthes, Trematoda, Strigeidida, Schistosomatidae. The record is from the annotation of a GenBank genome assembly.